GGCUCUGAGGGAGACAUCCACAUCUGACGAUGCAUAACACCAUUUAGACUUUGUAACUGUCCAUGAAAAGACUUAAUMCUUUGGUUAAAACCCUACCAAAAUCAAACUUAGAUGGCUUGAAGAUACCCUUGGAAAGAUUUCACGAAGAAAUUGCGAUUAAUCAUGGCAUCAAGGGAUUUAACAAAAGCAACAAUGUCAAGAAGAUGCAUCAGUGAGCCGCCAUUGCUUGGGAGUCGUCCUUUUUCGACGAAUACCCAACGUACUGCGAUUUCAAGCACACAUUCGGUGGACGGAGUUAGAUCUCAGUCGCCAAAGCAAAAGUUGAACAUGUCUACAUUUUCAAGAGGUCGACCAGUGGUUCGUGCCAGCACGUUUCCUUUACUUCCGACGCUAAACACUCCAAAUAAACCACAAUCGCUUAGACCCAUCAAUGACAGCCACAACGACAAGCUACCUUCCUUCAARAAUAACGCUUUUUACAACCGAGAAAAAAUUCUGAGCCCACAYCAAAGAGGUCUCGAAGGACGUAAGUUUCAGCUUCGAAGCCGUUAUAUUGAAAUUAAGGAGCCGGCACCACCCAAACACCCGGCUCCAUCGCUUCGUAAUCCUUUAAGAAAGAGGGUUCAAGAGAUUGGAGGAUUUCAAGAGAUUGGAGGAUGCUUAGAAAUAGAGACAGAUAUUCGGAAUGAGGAUGUAGACGAUGGGUUCCACYUUAGCCCCUGCCAGACUAACCUUCGAAGGUUGUCGGUCAUUACAGAGAAAUCCGGCUUCUCAAAAACUUCAAAGACACUSCUCCUUGAUUUGGAAGAAGAAAACGACAUAUAUAAAUCUGCUCUUCCUUCUGUCAGCGUCGGGAAGGAGUUUAGAAGAGGAAAAGAUGAAAAUAACAAUUUCUGUGACAAAAACUCUAAAAARCUUCAAGAGCACUUGCAAAUAACCGGGAAACAGUUCGACCCUUUGGAAACUAAAGCGGCUCUUCUGUCUAACUGGUUUCAAUCUCUGCAAAGUGGGUGACUAUUUUCUGUUUAUUUAUUGUUUCAUUUUUAGCAUAUUACACUGAGGUGUUUUCAAGUAAAAGCGAGAUUCAUGAAAUACAAAACUGCCUAUAGCUACUGAUACGAGUGACUGAUUCAGCUCUUUACGCUGUAAGCACUAGAUGCAAACACACUGAAAACCGUGAAAAAGUACUAACCAAAUUGUUUAAACUGAACAGCGCAACAGUGUGGAUUAGACAAUAGAAAACAGAGGAAUACUCUUAGAGUUAGGUCACAAAAACCCGUGAAAUAGACAUUACACUAAUACACCUUAGUACGCUCAAAUUGUAUUGUUUUCUUUUAUGUCCAUUUGACAACACAUUAAUAGUCUAUUUUUGUUUCACGGGUUUAAUGAUUUUACUGUAGUGAACUARUUCACGGUUUUAGUGUUUGCAUAAACUUCUUGAUUCUUAGAAAUACUCCAGUUUCGAAAUCUUAUUUGUGSAGCCUUAACCUCGARAGCAUGUAAUAYAUUCUUUUAUUCAGCAGAGAUCCUAUUGUAAUGCAAACACUCUGUGUACAAAGAAGACAAUAAAAAUUUAUGCUUGAUUGAAGCUAAGCUUGUACAUAAGAGAAUUCGRUAGUUGGAGUAUUUGUCAAUCAUCAGCCGAUUAGAAAAAAGACAAUGAGUGAAUUUUGAUUUGAAAAUAUUUUUAAACUCACAAAGAAAAUCUAAAGAGACUGGUAAUAAUUAUUCAAAGGAUGAGCAUUAGCUAAGCAGUUCUGUUUCAGUUUACGUGACAAGUCUGAUCUUUAUCAACUGAAAAUCCAAGGGCACUCAUCAGGAAGAAAKAGGAUAUGUUCAGGGGCGUAUUUAGAUGGGGUCAUAGGGUGCUCGUCAGCCUUAUCGAGAAAACCAAAUACGGAAAAAAAUCAAAUUAAAUGUUUUUUUUUUCUUCAUAUAUUUAGCUUUUGUGGGAAUUCUAUAAGCAAUAUAUCAUAUGACUCGCGUCCGACCUUCGUAGGCUUUAAAACUGCUUGCUUGCAUCUCACAGUUUUAAAUGCCAAUAAAAAUCUCCCAUUCAUAUUUUAAAUAUUACAUAAAAAUUUGACUGUUCAUGAAAUUUGAAGAUUUCCUUAGUGAACUUAAUCAGUCCAGAAAAUUAGUCACCAAGUGUUAAAUUAUUCCCUUGCGUUUAAUCACCACCACCACCACCACCACCACCACCACCGCCAUCAUCAUCAUAAUCAUCAUCAUGAUCAUCAUCAUUUCCUCUUAUAUGGCUUGUAGAUAAUGCCCUUCGGGUGCUUAUGCGAGGUUAUCCAGUUUAUAAGCAGACUGGUAUGACGUCAUUGCAAGCAUUUUUGCACAUAAGGUCUCCCUAAUGACAUGACAAAUCCUGUAUACACCCUUCCGCACCACCUACAUUGUACAUAGAAUGGUAGCUAGCAAAAUUAUAUUUACAUUCAAAAUGGAAAAUUAUUCAGCCGAGCGCGUGUCAAAUACAUUUUUACAGGUGUGAUAUAUUAAAUAAAGUAUACAGUAUU
This is a messenger RNA of Exaiptasia diaphana, 2522 nucleotides long. RefSeq lists its product as uncharacterized. The transcript has 2 exons. Lineage: Eukaryota; Metazoa; Cnidaria; Anthozoa; Actiniaria; Aiptasiidae. Bases 163 to 1014 code for a protein of 283 amino acids. The record is from RefSeq and is a predicted model, not a curated record.